Molecule: messenger RNA, 5739 nt
Organism: Daktulosphaira vitifoliae (grape phylloxera)
Lineage: Eukaryota; Metazoa; Arthropoda; Insecta; Hemiptera; Phylloxeridae
Product: neuronal acetylcholine receptor subunit alpha-7-like
Exons: 11
Coding region: 992-2611 (539 amino acids)
Biological process (GO): chemical synaptic transmission; regulation of membrane potential; nervous system process
Cellular component (GO): postsynaptic membrane; synapse; neuron projection
Molecular function (GO): acetylcholine-gated monoatomic cation-selective channel activity; transmembrane signaling receptor activity
Source: RefSeq, a predicted model, not a curated record
CCAUCGUCGCUGGUACCACAAAAGUUGAUCUCGUCGUCCGCCGUCGAGCGCUCGAUCCACCCGUACCGCCCCCUCAGUAGGCAACUCCAGCUGCACACGUACAUCGCCGCCCGGGUCGACCACGCGCGCGCACACUGGCGUACGCACUCUUAACGUUUUGGCAAUACCGAAAAGUUUGACGAGACGUAGGCUGGUAGUGGCCGGUGGCGGAAAAGGAGACGAACGCAGCCGUAGAUAGAGCGCGAUGCCGCGCCGUGUACCGACGUAGCGCGCGUGUGUGUGUACAACGCCGUUUACGAUAAACAGAUAGUUGGCCGCCGCCGAACGCAGCACACGAGACCGGCCGGCCCCGGGACGCACGGUUUUUUUUUUUUUUUUUUUACCAAUUCGUUCUCGAACUCCUAUCAUUAGUAUUUCUAAUUUACUAUUGCGAACGACCACUGUCGAUAGAUUGUCUAGCCAAUCGUGCGCAGCGCGCGCGUGUGUGUGUGUCAAGGGCGUGUUGCCCGCGUACGCGUCUCGGUGGAUUAAAACCGCGGGCCGGUGGUGGCCGCCCGAGACCGGCACGACUGGUUGUGUCUCGUCAGCUGUUUGUGCACGCACCGCUAAUCGUGUAUCGAAAUUACGGACACGGCCGCGGCCGUCGUCGUUGCCGCCAUCACAGCCCCGUCCACAGCGGAUCCGAGUGGCAUAAUGGAAAUACGGCUCCGUCGUCGUACCAACGACCUCGUACGGUGCCGACGGAGUUUCUCUUAUUCGCAUGAAAAUCGCGGCCUGGCGCUGAAGCAGCAACACGCAGCAAGCCGUCAACAGGAAUUACGGAAACAACAACAGCGACAGUGGCUGGAACAGCGGAGUCCCGCAACGGCCUCCUGUUGAUACCAUCGCCGCCGCUACCGUUAGCGACCGCCAACACCGCCGCCAUCACAUCCACCACGGACCACGACGACGUGUCGCGCGCACCGCCGUCACCGUGGCCGCUGAAUGGGACAUGGGAAUACUCCUGGCCCUGUUCACCGUUUACCUGUUUAUUACAGAAACACUAUGCGGACCUCAUGAGAAGCGAUUGCUCAACGAUUUGCUGGAUCCUUACAACACGCUUGAAAGGCCAGUAGCUAAUGAAUCGGAACCACUACAACUAAAUCUUGCUCUUAUGCUUAUGCAAAUAAUAGAUGUGAAUGAAAAAGAUCAGUUGUUAGUGACCAACAUGUGGCUAAGACUGGAAUGGAAUGAUGUAAACCUACGAUGGAAUCAUAGUGAUUAUGGUGGAGUAAAGGAUUUGCGAAUACCACCACAUAAAAUAUGGAAACCAGAUUUGCUCAUGUACAAUAGUGCUGAUGAAGGAUUCGACAGCACGUACCAAACGAACAUCGUAGUGAACAGUAAUGGUAGUUGUUUGUAUAUACCACCGGGCAUAUUCAAAAGUACGUGCAAGAUAGAUAUCACGUGGUUCCCCUUUGAUGAUCAAAAAUGUGAUAUGAAGUUUGGAAGUUGGACUUAUGAUGGUUUUCAGCUGGAUCUUCAACUCCACGACGAUGCAGGAGGGGACCUAUCUGGUUUUGUAACUAACGGUGAAUGGGACCUACUCGGCGUACCUGGCAAACGUAAUGUGAUCUACUACAGUUGCUGUCCUGAACCGUACAUAGACAUUACGUUUUCCAUCUUAAUUAGGAGACGCACUCUGUAUUAUUUUUUCAACCUGAUAGUUCCGUGCGUGUUGAUUGCGUCCAUGGCAGUUCUAGGAUUUACUCUACCGCCGGAUUGCGGCGAAAAACUAUCAUUAGGUGUAACGAUUCUUCUGUCGUUGACCGUUUUUCUAAAUAUGGUGGCCGAGACUAUGCCGGCUACUUCGGACGCAGUUCCUCUUUUAGGGGUAACAAUCCUCCUAUCACUGUCUGUAUUUUCACUCAUGAUAGCCGAUGCCUUACCACAAACAUCUGAAGCUAUCCCCUUACUAGGUACUUACUUCAAUUGUAUCAUGUUCAUGGUGGCGUCAUCUGUGGUUUCUACGAUCAUGAUACUUAACUAUCAUCAUCGCAAUGCAGACACACACGUCAUGUCUAAAUGGGUAAAAUUAGUGCUCCUUGUUUGGAUGCCAUACAUUAUGUGCAUGACACGUCCAAACAGAGAGGAUUCACCGAGCAAGCAGGAAAAAAAGUCAACAGCGUCUUCCAUCCAUCAUCUUCCGGACCUGGAGUUCCGAGCCAAAUCGUCUAGAAGUUUACUAGCCAACGUGCUAGACCUGGACGAUGAUCUCAGAUCGUCUACCCGCAGCUAUCCCGGGGCUAGGAGUCAAGUUGCGCCCAUGCCAGAGCACGUGGUCGAGCAGCAGCAGCAGCACUCUACGGUAAUUCACAGAGGUGGCGGUAACGCUUCGCAAAUGGCCGCUGCUUCCUGUCUAGGUCCUCAUAGGGAGCUAUCGUUGAUCCUAAAGGAGCUACGCACGAUUACGGAUAAACUGCGCAAAGAAGAAGAAGACGAGGAGAUUACUAAUGACUGGAAAUUCGCGGCUAUGGUAGUCGACCGCAUGUGCCUGUAUAUAUUCACAUUUUUCACCGUGGCCGCCACAAUCGCAGUACUUAUGUCUGCUCCGCAUGUGAUUGUAACGUGAUCCGUACGGCAGUGUUGUCAACUAAACGCCCUGAACACUACGAGUUCGUUGAACGGUAUUUUAACACGAUUUGUAACAGCGAUCUGUCUUUACUUUAAACACAGUCAUUUACUUACACUAGCGCAACUCAAUUUCUCAUUUUUAUAAAAUUUCAAGACAAAUCCGGCACUUUUUUCAACAAAACACUUUCAAUGUUUAUAGUUCAAAAGUUAUGGAGUAUUUUAUCUUAGAAUUAUUAAACUUAGAGUAUUGAAACAAAGCACAUUACAUUGUUGUUAAAAGUAAAGUAUUUUUUUUAUCAAGAUUAUCAUUUAAAUUAACGCAAUAACUUUGUACCGAAAAAUAAAAAAUCAAUUUUAUCAGGAUCUAAAAUUAACUUGACGUUCAAAUGAAAUUCGUUUUGAGUAGUGUUUUUAAUUGGAAAAAUAUUGUAAUGAAGUCUUGUGCAAUGGCCUAUUUACCAAUAACAAAACGGCGAUUUCUCUUUAAAUAAUACAUGUAUCAUUUUCAAUAAUUAUUCAAGUUAAUAUUAAUUUUAUAUAAGUUAAAUACAUACAUCGUAAUAAAAAAUAAUCUCAUUUACUAUAAUUUCCACGAAAAGUUAUGCUUACGAAUAUUGAAAAAUCAGUGCCAUUGCUUAAAAAUAUUAUUAUUAUUUAGUUAGCAAAGAAUUCUAUGUUACGUUGAAUGACAAAAUCUUGAGUCGUCUUCCGGUUCAAAUAAAUGUCAUAAAAAGAAGUUCUAUAUAUAUUAAUAUAAUAUUUUAAACUGUAAAUUAUAUUCGGUGUAUUGUUUAGUUGAAUUAUAUUUUAUAAAAUCAGCUACUUAGGAUAAUUUCUUAGACUAGAGUUGGGUAUAAAUUAUAUGUCUUUAUUAUCUUUGACAUAUUUUUAUUAUAAAGCUAAUGAUUCACUAAUGAUCGUUAAUUUACAAAGUGUUAAAUAACAAUUGAGCUCAAUUAAAUGCUUUCAUAAAUAAUGAUAAUUGUAUUAUAAAUUGAUAUUUAAAUAAAACCCAUUAAAAUAUUGUAUAGAGUUAUUCAUUGUUAAAAAAUAAUAUACAUAUAACAUAAAAUUGUUCUAUAAACGUGAAAACCGUUAAAAUUAUAACAUGUGAGAAUAAACAAUGAUUUUAUUAUAAAAAAAGAUGUUUAAUAAUGAUAAAAAAUGUAAAUACUUACUUUGUUAUUUGUACGUUGUUAUUGAAUCUUGUUAACAUAAUUAUAAUUGAUUUUAUAUUAAUGUAGACAGUUUAGUAAGAAUAAUUUAAUAAUAAUUAUGUAUGUAUGCAUAAAUUUAUAGGUUAAUGUUUCGGGCAUUUUAUAAUAAAUUACAUUUAUAUGAGCGAAAAAAUUCGAGUACGAAUCAAAAGACUUAAUUUAAUUUUUAUCAUGAGUCCAUCAAAACUCAUAAAGGGUUUAAAUUAGUUUUGCACAAAUCAGAACAAUUGCCACAUCCAUAGAUUAUUGUAUAAAUUCUUUUAAAAACAUCAUUCACUUAAACCUAUAAUUAUUCUUCUACUUGACAUUCAUUUUUAAAACUAUCAUCAUUAUGAAAAUUUACCUCGUCAUCUUUAUCCCAAUUAUCAAUAAUUAUAAUCGUAUUAUUAUUAUUAUUAAUGAAAUCACAAUUUUUUUUGUUAUUAUUAUUAUUAUUUUUUUUUUUAGAAAACUAAUAGAGUAAUUUAUAUAUUAUAAUAAGUACUUGUAAUGAUAAAUUAGAAAGAAAAAAAUGGUGCACAUUGUCUAAAUCAAUAAAUUUUUACCUUCAAUUGUAAUUUAUUAAAGCAAAUAAAAUUAUUAAUUUUAGUUAAUUAAUUUAACGAAAGCUUUUGUUAAGUGACGAAUAUCACUGUAUUGUGUCAAAAAAUGUCUUUGUUUAAAAGAACAAAAAUACUGUUAAAGUAAUAGCGAUUAUAGUAUUAUUCUUGGCUAAGAUAAUAAUUAUUAUAGCAUUACGAUUUGACGGUUAUAUUGGAAAGAAUAUUAUAUUGCAAUUUGAUACACGACACUAUCAAAUUGUGAAUUCGCUCAUCUAGGCGCUGUUCUCUAAAUUCGUUAAGUGAUUAAUUUUAUUUUAAAUGUUAACGAUAAAAUAUACAAAUCUAGUAAAUUAUAAUACGUAUUAUAUACGUACACAAUACUGUGUAAUAUUUCACUAUCAUUAGAUCAUAACAAUUAAUAAGUUUAAAAAUUAUAUAAAAAAAAAAACUUGGUUGCGUUUAAUUUUUACUACUAUUGCUUGUAAUAUUAUUCAUGUACUUCCAAAUUAACACUAUAAAUUAUUUUAAAUUGUAUUGAUAAUUUUAAUCUGCCAAUAACAUUUUCAUUGUAUAACUUUUUAGCAGACAAUCACUAAAAUGUCUCACAAAUGUUUUACGUAUCAUUCAUCAUGAAUUUGUUCAGUUUUAACAUGGAUAUGUUUAUGUACAUGUAUUAUUUUAUUUUAUAACAAAAUAACAUAAUUAAUAUUAUUAAUGCUUAUGUUACUUGUACUUUUCUUAGAAUUAUGUUGAUAUUCUACGUAAACACAUACAGAUGAGCUCACAGUUUUUAAUUAAUUUUAAAAAAAUGCCAGUAAUCAAUAAAGUUUGUUUUUAUAUAAAUUUAAAUUAAGUGAGUUGAUAAUUGUUGAAACUUUAUUUUACUGCAUUUAAAUUGGUUAAUAGUGAUUGUGUAUAGUAUUUUAAAGCAUUAUUUUUCAUUUGAGUGCCUUUACAAAUCGUAUUAAUGUUUUAAUGUGUUUAUAUAUUAUUUAAUUUUUUUUUCAUAAAUUUCCUAAAUUUUACCAACAUCACUUUUAAUUUAAAUAAGUAUUUUGUUUAUAAUAUCGUUUCUUCGAACUGUUUAAUGUUGUUAAAAACAACUUGUUAUAGUAAAUAAUUAUUUUAUUUGUUUAAUGUUUAUAGAAAAUUGAUUUGUGGGCCAACUCAUUAUCUCUAGGCUGAUUAAACAAAAUCAACUUUAUAAUACUAUAUAUUGAUAUAAAACAAUGCGCAAUACGGUGUACGAAAUAUAAUAUAGAUUUGCUCAUAGAAUUGUUAACUCUUGUAUAUUGUAGAUGUCAAAAAAAUGUUUCAUUUCAAGCAAUAUCUACUUAAAAUAUAAAAGUUAUAAUUGUGUUUAUUAA